AGCAAAAAGGGGAGAGUCAGUUCCGAGAGAGGGCAGAGUCCGGCUCUGAGAGAGUUGGUCGGUCUGCCAAGGUAGUUAGUUUCUGCUGUGAGCACAAAUAGUUGAGUCUGAAGCUGACGCUGUUCCCCUUUCUCGCCAGUGAAAGCGCCCGAGCAAACCGAGCCCGACACCCAAGGUGAAGGCGGAGAACAAAAAAAAUACAAGAUCUUCGAAAAACCGCAAAAUGGAAUCACAUCUUGCUCACAGUCUCAGCAGCCCAACCAGUCCAUGCAAUGACAUGCUGAAAAAUAUUAGUAGUUUGGAGGCAAUACAGUUGUGUGACAGAGAAGGGAACAAAUCGCAAGACAGUGGCAUUGCAGAGAUGGAAGAACUUGCUGUUCCACAUAACAUAAAAAUAAGUAAUAUCACAUGUGAUUCUUUCAAGAUCUCGUGGAGUAUGGAUCCAAAAUACAAAGAUCGUAUCACACACUACUUCAUUGAUCUUAAUAAGAAAGAAACAAAGAAUUCCAAUAAAUUCAAGCACAAGGAUGUUCCAACCAAAUUAGUGGCAAAAGCAGUCCCCUUGCCGAUGACAGUGCGUGGUCACUGGUUCUUGAGUCCCAGAACAGAGUAUACUGUGGCUGUUCAGACUGCAUCAAAACAAUGUGAUGGAGAUUAUACAGUCUCUGACUGGAGCGAAGUUGUGGAAUUCUGUACUGCAGAUUAUUCCAAGGUUCACCUAACACAAUUGAUGGAAAAAGCUGAAGCGAUUUCAGAGCGCAUGUUGAGGUUUUCAGUUUUCUAUCGUAACCAGCACAAAGAAUAUUUUGACUAUGUUCGAGAACAUCAAGGACAAAUGAUGCAAACUUCCAUAAAAGAUAACAGUGGCAGUCAUGGUUCUCCCAUCAGUGGCAAACUAGAAGGCGUCUUCUUUAGCUGCAACACUGAAUUUAACACUGGAAAACCUCCUCAUGAUUCACCUUACGGGAGAUACCGCUUUCAGAUUCCUGCCAGCAAACUCUUCAACCAGAAUACUAACCUGUAUUUUGGUGAUUUUUAUUGCAUGUAUACAGCAUACCACUACAUUAUUCUGGUUAUUGCACCUAUUGGAUCACAGGGAGAUGAAUUCUGCAAGCAGCGACUCCCUCAGCUAAAUAUUGCAGACAACAAAUUCCUGACAUGCACCGAGGAGGAUGGUAGGCUUGUUUAUCAUCAUGCCCAGGAUGCUAUUUUAGAAAUAAUCUACACUGACCCAGUGGAUCUCUCUCUUGGUAGCGUGGCUGAAAUCAGUGGCCAUCAGCUAAUGAGUUUAUCCACAGCAAAUGCAAAAAAAGAUCCUAGUUGCAAGACUUGUAACAUUAGUGCUGGGCGUUAAUUGAACACUAAUUUUCACACUACUGACAAUAAUAGUUUUCAUUUUGUGUUAUCUCAAUUCUUUCCUUGUGAAAGCAUGCAAAUGAUGCAGCUUUUCACUAAAAGCUUACCCGCUGGUUGAUUGAUUUACUGAAACAUUUUAUGGAAUAUGUAAAUGUCUGUUUCUUUUUGUGAGAUACUCUAUAAAGUUGCUGCAAAGUUCCUGCUUUAAGAGAAAAUACAAUUGAUAUUAACGUGCUCUCAAAGCAAAAAUUAUAGCUUAUACGUUGUAUUCUCCAACAAGUAUUUAACCUCGAAUGAAGAACUAUUGAUUGGAACAAGCAUGAAGGUUACACCGGCAGCAUGACUUUAUCUUGCAAAAUAGAAAUACAGUAUUUGACACUUCCAACUUGCUCAUAGUGUUCACAUUACCUGUAAUAACUAGUUAAUAAGAAACGUUUAAAAUUGCUGUAUUUGAAGAAAAUAAAUGUAACAAUAGAAAAAUAUUUGUACUGUUCCAAAAGAUUUACAGUUGG
Messenger RNA from Hemiscyllium ocellatum (epaulette shark), 1868 nucleotides. RefSeq names its product phytanoyl-CoA 2-hydroxylase interacting protein-like b (gene phyhiplb). Gene Ontology annotation, molecular function: protein binding. Lineage: Eukaryota; Metazoa; Chordata; Chondrichthyes; Orectolobiformes; Hemiscylliidae. The transcript has 6 exons. The record is from RefSeq and is a predicted model, not a curated record. The coding region runs from base 224 to 1354 and encodes 376 amino acids. Gene Ontology annotation, cellular component: cytoplasm.